ACUGUUAUAUAUAUAUAUAUAUAUAUAUACACACACACACACACACAACAUAUCUGAUCUCCUUUCCAAGUUUUCUUUUCUUUGAUUUUCUUUCACUGUUCGUUGUUUACUCCAACCUGCGGAUGGCAACAACACGCUAAGAAACGUAUUGUCUGUCCGGAAAUCCAAGGAGAUAUGUAUAUAUACUUGGAUUUCAUCAUUAUACAUUUUUUUAUGUAACCUUUAUUUAACUAUAUAAUGCAUAUAAUGAAAUCAGUAUCCGAAAGGGGAAAAGUGUCUGAUAUACCUACUUAUUCUAACUGGAAUAUAGGAGGCGAUGCUAUCCAGUUUGACUGUAGCGCAGCGCUUCUGAUCUGAAGAACAUGCGCAUACAUUUCCCAGACUGCAGCAGUAACAACAGGAAGUGUACCGCUUGGCUAAGGAGUUUGUCGCUAAGUGUACCUUUUCAAACAGGGAUGACGUGUUCAUUAGAAAAUGUAUUGUCAGAUGCCAAGUCGCUGGUGGAAAGACUCCGCAACCAUGACAAUGCAGCGGAGGUACUUAUCGAACAGACAACGUCCCUUAACAAGAGGGUGGAGGCCAUGAAACAGUAUCAGGAGGAGAUUGAGUCGCUGAACCAGGUGGCCCGGCAUCGGCCCCGUUCCAGUCUCGUCAUGGGCAUCCAGCAGGAAAACCGGCAGAUCCGUGACCUACAGCAGGAAAACAAAGAGUUGAGAACAUCCCUGGAGGAACACCAGUCGGCCAUAGAGCUCAUCAUGACUAAAUACAGGGAGCAGGUCUUCAGACUCCUCAUGGCCAGUAAGAAGGACGACCCAGCCAUCGUCACCCAAUUAAAGGAGCAGCACACCACUGAAAUGCAAGCACACAUAGACAAGAUCAAUGAGAUGGCUACAGUGAUGAGGAAGGCUAUCGAAGUGGAUGAGGGGAGGUUGUGUGAAGACGAGGAGAGGAUUAAGCAACUAGAGCUGGAGAACAGUGGUCUUCGUGAGCUGCUAGGGAUCAGUCGAGAGGCCUUCCUCGUUCUGACGAGAGAGGAGGCCUCGGAUAGCACAUCCCUGUCUGCCCUGUUGACCAGCGCUGACAUCAGCCUCCGGAAGAGUUAGGCCCACACCAGCACGAGCUUGGAGUGUGUAUAUAUGCCCCCCCGCUGCCACCUUGUACAGCCCAUGCCCCCCAAUCACCUACAGCCACACAAACUCCCAGAGGGCACUCAACAAUGAACGAAGCCCCAGGUCAUACUGCCGCCCACCUGUCACACUACAAUGGAGGUAUACAGUCGGAAGCCUCUGAGACAAAUGGGAAAAUCCUCCAGCGGUGUUGUCUGUCAUGCAGUUGUGUUGGCAUGCAUUGUGCUAUCUGAUGAGCCUGUGGGGUUUUAAAGUGUGAAUGAGUGAAAGUGCUGCUGUUGAAUGACAAUAAAACACUUGAAAGAAA
Molecule: messenger RNA, 1434 nt
Organism: Oncorhynchus masou masou (cherry salmon)
Lineage: Eukaryota; Metazoa; Chordata; Actinopteri; Salmoniformes; Salmonidae
Product: FGFR1 oncogene partner 2 homolog
Exons: 6
Coding region: 363-1103 (246 amino acids)
Biological process (GO): response to wounding
Source: RefSeq, a predicted model, not a curated record